Polypterus senegalus (gray bichir) is the source of this 3199-nucleotide messenger RNA. It is a transcript of the gene sack1c, whose product is annotated as family with sequence similarity 83 member C. The record is from RefSeq and is a predicted model, not a curated record. The coding region runs from base 258 to 2018 and encodes 586 amino acids. The transcript has 4 exons. Lineage: Eukaryota; Metazoa; Chordata; Cladistia; Polypteriformes; Polypteridae.
AGAAGUGGGCGGAGUAAACGGCAAGGUGAGCAGUCAAUAGCGGGUGACCGGACAGGUCUCUGCGGAAAAAGGAAAAAACAACAAAUGCAGACGUAGUGAAGCUAAUAAUAACAACAAGGGCGUGAAAUGUGGAAGUAGGGGCAACACAACACUGACAGAGUCCCGUGCUGUGGUGGGCUCGUUCUAAAUAACCCGAGAGGCCAUCCAAAACAUAAAAAAAAACGUGUACUUCGCUUGCUUUUCGUUCCAAAAAAGCUAUGUUCAGCUCAGAAGCUCUUCGGCCCGGGACGGCGAUAUCGGGGCGGAAAGCCUUGGGAAAAUUGGCCGCCCGGCUGGAGGAGGUUAAGAACCCUUGGAAACAGAGCUCUACCUUGGAACUGAGCCACAACGAAUCUGCUCGCCUGGCCACCGAUGCCCUGCUCGAGUCUGGGGAGGAGGAAUACCAAAGAGUGUUGGCGGAGGAGCGGGAGCUACCAUUCCUAUCCCCCUUGGAAAUCGAAUAUAUCACUCGACACGGCAACAAGAAAAACGGCCCGAGUCCAAGCCCGGCGUCCGGCGUUGACAGGGACGGCCCAAUGGAAGGGGAUGCACUGUCGGAGCUCACCUCGGGCACUUAUUUCCCAAUGAUGUCUGAUGAAGAACCUCCGCUACUGGAGCUCGGCUGGCCAAAUAUGCAACUAUCACGGGGAGCAAUGUCAGAGACACGCAUCUACUUCCAGAGAGACAAGUCCCAAAACCUGAAGGACAUCAUUCGCUCACUCAUCAACAAGGCUAAGCAGGUGAUUGCAUUGUUAAUGGACCUCUUUACAGAUGUGGAUCUGUUUUGCGACCUUUUGGAAGCAGCAAACAAACGCAGAGUUGCUGUCUAUAUCCUCCUGGAUGAGAAAAACUUGCCUUACUUUUUGGAAAUGUGCAACAAUCUCAACAUACGCCACAGCGACUUACAAAAUAUGCGGAUCCGCAGUAUUUGUGGAGAAACCUACUGCACAAAAUAUGGGAAGAAGUUCACUGGUCAGGUCCUGGAAAAGUUUCUCAUCAUCGAUGGCGAGGAGGUCAUCACUGGAUCUUACAGCUUCACUUGGCUUUCUGCUCAGGUCCACACCAACAUGAUGAUUCACCUCACAGGAAGUAUUGUUGAAAGCUUCGACAGAGAGUUUCGCUGCAUUUAUGCAGAUUCCCAAGUCAUCAGCGGUCUCCAUGAUCCCAAUGAUGAUGAUGAUGAUGAUGCAGUUGUAAAUGUCCAGAUUCCUCGGCCCAAUGGAAUUUUCAAUUUUGAUUACAAACUGGAAGGGCCUAAACAGAAUGUUCGCUCUGACCCCUCUAGCAGCCUCUCCAGCAACAGCCUUUCCAGCAUUAAGAAAUCACCCGGGGCAAUAUCCCCAACAAGUAAAGCCAACCAUGAUAAAAAGGAAGGGAACAACGGCCUUAGUAAUGUGGAUAAGGGAGGCUCAAGUCCUACCACAUUCCAUUUUCCUAGCCAAAUACUUCGAGGCUCUGGAACUGGAGGGCCUAGUGUUGUCCCAUUAAAUGAAUGGUCAAAUGCACGAAAUGGGCCUAGCGUGGUCCCAUUCACCGAAUGGUCAAAUUCAAGAAACGGACUUGUUCAGAAGUCAACAGGUUUGGGUCUGUUUGAGACCCGUCAGAACUUUAACUCCAAUCACAACACUUACCUUGAACAUGAACCCAACUCCAAACAGAGGCCAACAGUCUUGCUUUCAAAAAUGACUGAUUUAUUAACUCUUCCAACAAAAAAUAAAGAGGUGCCACCACCAAAUAUGCCAGUUAGGUCACCACCCCGAAAUGGCUUUCCUGCCUUUAAAGACAUAAAAUGGUCUGAUACUGAAAACAGACCUGGCAUACCUGAUGGGCCCCUUCCUUCAGAGACUCAACCGCAAGAGCGAAUGAAUAAAAUCAACAGACAUGAUGAGAAAAGAAUGACUCUGGGUCACAGCAAACUGGAGUUGGUAAACCAGUACAACAAAACAAAGAAAAUAUACAGCCGCUUUGAAAUGAAAUAAGAAACUUUUCUGAACAGCUGAAGAUGAAAGUUGUGAAAUAUUGGCAGGGUCCGGGGUUAUCAUAGUACUGACGUUUUUAAAAACUAUGCCAUUGAAAUGUUUAGUGAAAAGUUUCAGGUACCAAAGUUGCUUUUCAUUUUUUACAGCAAGGAAUUUCCUUUCACAGCCAUGGCAGCAAACUGCUUUUUAGAAAUGAACAGUUGAAAAGCAAUGACUUGUAUUUGCACAUAAGAAAUUCUUAGUGUGAAAGAUGACAGUAGGAUUUAUAAAGCACAAAUAUCUGUCAUAGCAUCUAUUUCAUUAUGGACUAUUGCCAUUUAAGAUAACAAUCCAUACAUACUCUGGACGCAUGCUGGUACAGUACAGGCUAUGAAAGGCUGUACUUGAACUCCAGCCUGGACAAAAGAAAAAUAAUAACUGUGAAUAUGCAAAAAGAUCAAUUUUUUUCAUUACCAGCACGUUUUCAAAUGAACAGGUAAUAAAAGAAAUCAAAUGCCUAUCAGUUGAACAGACAUUGCCAGCUUUUGUAAAGGCCUCAUUCAGCAGUUGAAUGUGCUGCAGGGGUCAAACACAGGUCCUUGAAGCUGUGAGGCAGCCUGCUUCUUCCUUUAUAAAUCUCUUAACGUUAUUGGAUUUACAGCAGUUGUUUUGCACUUUUAAAAGCUGCUUGCCUUGUCUUUGUUAUUUUAUGGUUUGCAAGGGGUUGUGCAGUCAGCCACAGAACAAAAUACACAAUGCCUCAGAAGCGAGGGGCUUACUUUUCUAAGGCUCACAAGGAGGAUGUCCUUGUUUUUUAAUUAAAAAGGCAGCAUUUCUUAGAGUUUCUAAAAAAUAAAUAAAUAAACAACGGGUAGAGCUUGUUGUUUCUACAUACUGUAUACAAAUAUAUUAGGAGUCCUUGUUGGCUAAUUUCAUUGCAGUGUUUAUUGUUAACCUUUCAUUAAAUGGCUAACAUUUUAGAAAACGGUUGGAUGUCUGGUUAUGUUUAUGCAGGUGAAAGAGCAAGUCCUUUGCCAAGACUCGCAGCUCCAAUGCUAAUGAGGAGUUCAGAGGCAAUGAUUCCACUGAGUCUUACGUUACUGAUCGGCUGCUUCUACUGUUGUCUUGGCACUGAUGGGCAUACUGUGCACCUGCCCUGGGCCCAAGAGAAUAUAGAUAAUUAAAUAAAAUAAACACAUGAA